Perca flavescens (yellow perch) is the source of this 2819-nucleotide messenger RNA. Its product is annotated as carboxypeptidase Z. The coding region runs from base 21 to 2207 and encodes 728 amino acids. The record is from RefSeq and is a predicted model, not a curated record. Gene Ontology annotation, molecular function: protein binding; metallocarboxypeptidase activity; zinc ion binding. Gene Ontology annotation, biological process: peptide metabolic process; protein processing. The transcript has 13 exons. Lineage: Eukaryota; Metazoa; Chordata; Actinopteri; Perciformes; Percidae.
GCAGCAAUGUGCAGUGAAAUAUGAUCGUCGCUCGCUCCGUUACACACAGCAGAGAACGUUUUUUUUUCCGGGCCAGGGAUGCUCCGCGCAGACAAAUGAAGGAGGUUUCCGUGCUGUGGGUGGUCAUUAUCGUGCAGCCUAAAGAAGGGAGAAGUUGCAGCUUCAAACACACACUGCCACAUCACACACCGCCGUCACUGCACUCCAACAUGCAUUCAGGACUUUUGGUGUUGUUUCUUUCCUUGACGAGAAGUUGUUGGUGCGCCCCGCAGCAGACUUGUCAUCCAGGAGACGAGCUUUUAGGAAGAUGCAGCAACAACGUUGGAGACAAACCCACCUGUACAGAGCUGAACCUGGGCUACUGUAAUGAUAUGGAAUACUCCAGAACCAUAUUCCCCAACAUCCUUGGCCACCGGAGUCGCCUGGAGGCCGAGUCAGGGGCAGAGUACCUGCUGCUGAGCGUCAUCCACGGCCUGCUCAACGGGGAGUGCUCCCCUGAGAUCCGUCUCCUGGGCUGCUCGGUGGUCGCUUCCCCCUGCCGGGAUGACAAGAUGAUCAAACCCUGCCGCAGCACAUGCGAUGCACUGAGGAGGGACUGCGCCCAUGCCUUUGAAGCCAUCGAAAUGGCCUGGCCCUACUUCCUAGAUUGCGACCGCUUCUUUGCCAGCGACCGUGAGGGCUGCUUUGACCCGCUGGCGCGGCUGAAAGCCAGACAGGAGCAAGAAAUGUCCAGCCUCUCUCCCGAAGAACCCAGCACCAUCAUCCAGUUCACCUACACCUCCAACGCCCACAUGUACAGCUUACUGAAGAGAACAGCAGGCAAGUGCUCCCACAUCUCUCACGUGUACAGCAUCGGACGCAGCACAGAGGGCAGGGAUCUGCUGGUCAUUGAGUUCAGCAACAACCCAGGACAGCACGAGCUAUUGGAGCCAGAGAUCAAGCUGGUGGCCAACAUGCAUGGCAACGAGGUGCUGGGCCGCCAGCUGCUCAUAUACAUGGCCCAGUACCUGUGUUCAGAGUACAUUCUGGGGAACCAACGAAUUCAGACCCUCAUCAACACCACCCGCAUCCAUAUUCUGGCCUCCAUGAAUCCAGAUGGCUAUGAGCUGGCCGCCUCAGAGGUAGAGGAUAACAAUGACCCGGAGCUCAGCAACCAGGAAGGUCACUUGUUGAAUGGUUGGACCAAUGGACGGACCAACGCCCAGAAUAUUGACCUCAACCGCAAUUUUCCGGACCUCACCUCCAUUUUCUACCGGAACCGCCGCAGCAGGCACUACCGCAUUGACCACAUCGCAAUCCCUGAUGCCUACUGGUUUGGCAAGGUGGCACCAGAGACGUAUGCAGUGAUGAAGUGGAUGAGGUCCCUGCCCUUCGUUCAGUCUGCAAGCCUUCAUGGAGGGGAUCUGGUGAUCUCCUAUCCCUUUGACUUCUCUAGACACCCGCAGGAGGAGAGGAUGUUAUCACCAACUCCAGAUGAACAGAUCUUCAAGCAGCUGGCUCGUACCUACGCAGACGCCCACGCCACCAUGUCAAACAACGACACAGAAAGGUGUGGAGCCUCCUUUUACCGAACUCGGGGCAUCAUCAAUGGGGCAUUGUGGUACAGUUUUGCUGGUGGUAUGUCAGACUUCAACUACUUGCACACCAACUGUCUGGAGAUCACCGUGGAGCUUGGCUGUGACAAAUUCCCCUCAGAGGCCGAGCUUUACCCAGAGUGGAAGAGGAAUAAGGAAGCUCUGCUCAGUUUUAUGGAGUCUGUCCAUCGAGGGAUAAAGGGAGUAGUUACGGAUGGUGAUGGAAAUGGGAUAAAAGGUGCAACUAUCUCUGUCAGGGGGAUUAGAAAAGAUGUCACCACAGCUGAAGAUGGAGACUACUGGCGGCUGCUGAACCCCGGUACACACAUCCUGACGGCCACAGCCAAGGGUUACUCCAGGGUCACUAAGAGGGUUUAUCUGCCUCACAGCAUGAACAAGGCUGGACGUGUCGACUUUGCCUUGAAGAAGGUUCCCAUAGAGCCCGAUAUCGACGACCACCUCUUCCCUACAGUAGACACAUGGGAUCGAUUCGACCCAUACAACCAGUUUGAGCGCUACGGUGAGCCAGACGUAAGUCAGGGAGGGAUAGAGCGGGAGGAAAAACCAUGGUGGUGGAACUACUUCUCCCAGUCUGGCAUCUCACCUCCAAACUGGCUGCUGCGAAGUGUCUAGACGCACUACAGGACAAUAAGGAUCCCAACAUACCACUGUGAGACUGGUGAUGGACGGUCCCACUGGUGCUCACACAGCAGGACUGAGCUGUGACACUAACAUAGCAGUACCUAAAUAGGCUUCAGUGCUUCCUGGAAGGAUGCAAACAGGCUAUUUUCCGCCAGGCACCACAUUUGAUUCUGGACUGUAGGCGGAGUUUUGGCCAAUAUUGCUUUGCAGCUGCAUUUAACUUCUUUUAACUGAAAAUUAAACCACGGGGAAACACAGGAUUUAUGGAUGCAUCAAUCAACUUUUUAAGAUGUUCACAGUCAAAAUUAAUUGUAUGCACUUAUUUGAAUAUUGCACAUUACGAUUACUCAUGUGACGGCAGCUGCAUAAAAUGUGCACAUUUUUAAAAAUUGAGUUGGGCACAAAUUUAAGCCACAUUUUAUACAUCACACACGGCAUAAGUGCAACAGUCAGCUUUUUCUGUACCUGUGACAGCACAUCAUAUUGAGCACCACAUUUAAGCUUGGAUUAGCGGCAAUACUGUGCCAUUUGUGAACAGUAGAAAUUCUUGCUUUAUUUGUUUUUCACAAGCAUAACAAAUAAAUAUUAAAUAUUUGUGGCAUA